AUGACAUCACUUGUUGUUUCGGGGAUCGCUCCAUUUUUGGAUUUCGCAGGCCUAUUGAUGCUCGUCGAGAAAAUCUCCAUUUACUUGCUCAUUGGUGCCACGUUUUAUUGCAAAGUAAUGGCUCUAAGAGCCUAUUUUUCACGUAUCACCAAGAAAGACAUCGACAUCAAGCAUAAUUCCGACCCUUCUGCACGUGAUACGACGUUUAAUGAAAUUCUUGCCAAUCGCGAUGCCAGGUUCUUAACCGAACUCACCGAUUACCGUGUCAUAUUUAACGCUGAACUCGCCUCACGCGAUGAAAACUUUACAGCGGAGAUCCAAAGAAUCUUGAUAAUGCUAAAUACUUCUACUGCGAGACUUGAUGAGAUUGAACAAGUUCUUCAAAAUUACCAUAACAAUUUUGGUAGAGUCGCAACCGAAUUCGAAUCAAUCAAUAGAUCUAUCACAAUUCUCCAAACCGAAGUUAAUCAACGACACUCCCUUGUCCGGAGUACUAAUAGGAGAGGAUCGGACCAGCAAAUCGAGGCUUUAUCAUCUUCUGCUCGUUUAUCAAAUUCCUCAACCUCAAGCCAAAAAUUCGCGAAUAUCAUUUCUACAAUCCGGGAACUGUUAAAGGCUAUCUUUGCUAGAGUUAAGGAUGCGAAUGGUUAUACUUUAGAUCAGAUGUGUAAUAUUGUAUCGGCUGACAUUCUUAGGCUUGGGAUGGGAGCAAUUGGAAAAGAUAUAAUAAAGGGUUUUCACAAUGGGAAUAGUAUAAGAAGCGAAAACUUAGAAAAGAUAGGUGCUUGGAUAGAUAGUCAUUUACACACUACUGAGUAG
Messenger RNA from Paraglomus occultum, 819 nucleotides. The record is from the annotation of a GenBank genome assembly. Lineage: Eukaryota; Fungi; Glomeromycota; Glomeromycetes; Paraglomerales; Paraglomeraceae.